AUGCCUUUGCUGACAGGUGUACGGGGCGAACCAGUCUACCACCCUUCUAAUAUCAGAGAUCUUGAGGCUCUGGUGAAGCAGCUGCCCCCUAUCACAGAAGGAGGAGCGGCUUGGUUGAGAAGACUAGGCAGUCUUACGGAAGGAGAAGAACUUGCCCUGGGAGAUUUCCGAGCUAUCGGUGGGAGGACCUUCAGAGGAGGAGGCCUCGCAGAUGUGGAAGAGAUAGCAAGAACGGUAUGCCAACCAAACGAUCUCCCCUACGCAAGGGUGCGAAAUGCUCUCCGACCCAUAACAUUGGCACUACACCUAGGAUUGUUUGGAGCCCAGAACAUUCCCCUGGAGAGUUUAUGGAGCAUGCAAAAGAACAGUGGAUUCUCCAAACUGGAGAACAUCCUGGGCAGAAUGGUGAACCUCGGGCGUGAGACAAGGCACCCAACAUGCACACAGCAUGCCAUUGGGGUGUCAAAAAUUAUACAAAAGACAGCACAUAUAGUAAGGGACCAUCCGUUGAAGGUGCUGACCACCCACAGUGUGGUGGCAUAUGUUAACUCACAAGCCUUCACCAUGACACCUCUUACACAACAGAGAGUGUGUAAAGUUUUAGACGCUCCCAACUUGACCUUCACACAUGAAGGAAUCAACAUGGCAGAUUUAAUGGGGUCAGGAGGAGAACCUCAUGACUGCGCAAAGAGAGCUGAAGUUGAUGAGAAAAUCAGAGAAGACCUGAAAGCAGAACCUUUGACGGGAGCUGAAGAUUGGUUCACGGAUGGAUGCUGCUACAGAGAUGAGGAAGGAUUAAAAGCAGGCUACGCGGUAGUUUGCAGAAACGAAGCUGAUUUUGAAGUGAAGGAGGCUGGAAGACUUGAAGGGCAGCAGUCAGCCCAAAGAGCAGAAAUAAUUGCUCUGAGUCGAGCUUUGAGACUUGCAAAAGGAAAAAGAGUCAACAUUUACACGGACUCAGCUUAUGCCUUUGGAGCAGCUCAUGUGGAGCUGGCCCAAUGGAGAAGAGCAGGAUUCAGGACAGCAGAGAAUGCACCAAUCUGCCACAAGAAGGAAAUGGAGGAAUUUGAGCAGGCCUUGGGAGAUCCAGAGGAGGUGAGUAUCAUAAAGUGUAAAGGUCACUCCUCGGGGACUGGCAUGGUGGCCAGAGGAAAUCAGGAAGCCGAUCGAGCUGCAAAAGAGGCAGCGGGCUAUGAAGCAUCACGGCAGAUGGUACAAAUAACCGUGCAGGACGAACCAGGAGUCAACAUGUUACAGGAAGCCAGGAAGGCUCAAGAGGAGGCGGCCUCAGAGGAAAAGGGGGUCUGGAAGAGUCGAGGAGCCUGGGAAGAAGGAGGUCUCUGGCGAGGACCUGACGGACGACCUGUAUUGACAGCCAACUUGGCAAAACGGAAGAUUGCCGAAGCGCAUGGCCUUGGCCAUGUAGGCGUGGCCCAGAUGGGGAGACAUCUGUGCCACUGGUGGCAUCCCUUUUUGAAGGAUAUGAUCAAGGAGAAGGUCAGGACGUGUCUGAUCUGUGGGAGGCACAAUCCGAAGCCAGUGAUUAAACCAGAGGCAGGUAAGUUCCCCAUUCCAGAAAGGCCAGGCGAAGAGAUUGUCAUUGAUUUCACUGACAUGAUUGAUCCAGGGCCAGGAGGAGUUCGAUAUCUACUGGUUGGAGAGGGAGUGAAAGCGGAGGACAGGUCCGUCCCCGAUGCCAAGGCGGUGUGGUUGAAGGUCAUUAAGCGGAAGUGGAGAGACCCGAGGUGGACCGGACCAUUCGAAGUAACUGCCCGAACCACCAGUGCGGUCCGUCUGAAGGGAAAAGGGGAGACCUGGUUCCAUUGGUCUCAGUGUGCAGUCGCGGACGAGAGCUUGCUGGAGCUAAGCUCCACCCCAACUAACACAGGGGGGGGAACAUAG
Messenger RNA from Pundamilia nyererei, 1902 nucleotides. Lineage: Eukaryota; Metazoa; Chordata; Actinopteri; Cichliformes; Cichlidae. The record is from RefSeq and is a predicted model, not a curated record.